Molecule: messenger RNA, 405 nt
Organism: Suillus plorans
Lineage: Eukaryota; Fungi; Basidiomycota; Agaricomycetes; Boletales; Suillaceae
Exons: 5
Coding region: 1-405 (134 amino acids)
Source: RefSeq, a predicted model, not a curated record
AUGGAACAAGUGUGCUCACUGUCCAAGUGCUCUGAAGUCGUCACAAUCCAAGAGGGUCAAAAAGUACCCAUGUUCAACGACAAGCCCAUUUGCGAAAAGUGCGACCGCUUCUUCCAUGCGCCCCUCCCUGUUUUUACUAAGAAACCAGAAUAUGCAAAGCGGCAGCUGUACAAAGAAUCAGAGGCUUACAAGAAAGAAGUGAUUCACGACGGACGAGCCCUUCUUGAUUAUCCGGCGCAUCUGCCGUUCCCCGAGCCAGGCUACGGGGUCAGACGCAUACAAGUGCCUGACGGGGAAGGUGGUAUGCGGUACAAGUACAUCACCCGCCGCGUGAUCACAAGAAGUGACGAUAUACCUAGCAAGCUCGUGAAGCGUAUCAAUGGGCGGCCCUUUGUUGAUAACUAA